Molecule: messenger RNA, 1588 nt
Organism: Ilex paraguariensis (yerba mate)
Lineage: Eukaryota; Viridiplantae; Streptophyta; Magnoliopsida; Aquifoliales; Aquifoliaceae
Source: the annotation of a GenBank genome assembly
GGUUUCCUCGCAUCUCAAUCUCCUCUGUCUUUCUAUCUCGCCCUCUCCUGAGCUCCUCUGAGAGGAAAGCUCAGGCGCUCUCUCCGGGGUUUCUAAUCUCACCCUUUCCUCCUUCAUUCCUUUCUGAUCUGAAAACCCCCAAUUUUGAUCUUCCUAUUUUUUCUCCGAUUCAUUUAUUCAUCUCUAAGUCAACCCUCCCGUCUCCGAUUCACUUACUCUCUCCAUUCCAGUUUCGUUUAUUUGAACAUAAGUUGUUCGUUAUUAUCACCGUCGGUCGCCGAAAGGCACUAUUUUCCGAAUCUUAAUCAGCUUAUUCCAGAUUGUAGUUAUGGCGAUUCGAUUCACCGUCACCUACUCCGGUUACGUUGCCCAAAACCUAGCCGCCCCCGCCACAUCCAAAGUCGGACCGUGCCGGUUAUUUCACGAAUGUUUUAUCAAAUCUCGUCUCUUCCAGCCGAACCCUAAGCCGGAAACAAAUUAUUCGGCAGAGUUUCGGCGGCCGAAGGCCAAACCAAGUUGCUGGCCAAGUAAUUCAUCGUCGUCGAUGUAUUCGACUAUCGCCGGUGAAUUUUUGGGCGAGAAUUUUAAGACCCCUCUGGCUGCUGGCUUGAUUUCGUUGAUGAAGUCGUCGGCUGGGGUUUCGGGGGUUUCUUCUAUGGGGAUGAUUAAUGGGAUAUCGUCUUUUAAUGUUUCAUCCCUUGUUCAGUUCUUGCCUGGUUCGAAGUGGUUGCCGUGUAACGAACCUAGUAUCGGAUCGGGAAAUUCUGAGGUGGAUAGGGGUGGAACACUGUGUAGUGAAGUUGAUGACAGUUGUAGUUCGGAGGAAAUGUCGAGGGACUUUAACUUGUCGAGGAGUAAUUGGCUAUCGAAAUUGUUGAAUUUCUGUUCAGACGAUGCCAAAGCCGUGUUCACAGCUUUGAGUGUCAGCAUUCUCUUCCGGUCAUCCUUGGCAGAGCCGAGGUCGAUUCCGUCCUCUUCCAUGUAUCCAACUCUGGAUGUGGGCGAUCGCAUUAUGGCAGAGAAGGUAUCGUAUGUAUUCAGGAAGCCUGAAGUUUCAGAUAUAGUGAUAUUUAAGGCGCCUCCAAUCCUCCAGGGAAUUGGCUAUAGUUCAGGUGAUGAAUUUAUAAAAAGAGUUGUAGCGAAGGCUGGGGACUAUGUUGAGGUUCAUGAUGGGAAAUUGUUUGUGAAUGGUGUUGUUCAAGAUGAGGAGUUCAUUUUAGAGCCACUUGCGUAUGAAAUGGAUGCAGUGUUUGUUCCUGAAGGCUAUGUGUUUGUGAUGGGGGACAACCGGAACAACAGCUUCGACUCCCAUAAUUGGGGUCCGCUUCCUAUCAAAAGCAUUGUUGGUAGAUCAGUCUUUCGACUAGAGCGACCAUUUGAUGGUGUAAUUGAGACAUGUAAAAAGCUUUUAUCCUCCAUUGGCCAUGUGGAGCAGAGUUUUAUGGAGGGUGGAAACGUUAUUAUGACCAAAAGUAGUCAGGCUGGGAGCUCAUGGAAUGACGAGCUCUGGACUAUCACAAAGCCGGAUCUUCUCAACUAUUCAUGCAUUUGCCUAUGUUCUCAAUUGAUGCAAGCUGCUUUGAUUUGA